ACUCACACUCCAUCCUUUACUUCUCUCUUUUCUUUUCAUUCUUCCGAUCCCUUAAUCCCAUAUAUAUAUGCAUCGUCUUUUAUCUGGGGCAGCGGCGUCGUCUGCAUCUUGCACCAAGCAAGUGCACUGCAGUUCUCUGCAGCAUGCUGCCGUAUUAUGGUGGCUAUUAUUGGUCAGAGUACGUUGAACAGUAUCACAGAGCACGCCGGCUAGAGAACGAGAAGCGGCGGCUGGAGAACGAGAAGCGUGCGCUGGAGAGGCAACUAGCGGAGAAGACGAGGGACGCUCAGGUGUCCUCCACCCAGGUCUUCACGCUGCAGCACAAGGUGCGAGAGCUGGAGCAGAGGAACACCGGACUGUCCGGGGACCUGGCGAAGCAAAGGGAGGACACGAGGAAGGCCGGCCUGCUGUUCAUGGUUGCCGCCGACAGGUACCAAGAGGAAGCCCAGAAGCAAAUCAGGGCCAAGGCAGAGGAACUGGCCGACACGAGGAAGGCGGGCCUGGCGCUGAUGAACACCGCCGACACCUACCAACAAGCGGCGAGGAAGCAGAUGAAGGAGAAGGCGGAGGAGCUGGAGGUCGCGAGGAAGGCGGUUCUGGCGCUCAUGGAAGCGGCCGACGCGUACCAACAGGAAGCGAAGAAGCAGAUCAGGGGUAAGGUGGAGGAGCUCAAGGUCAUGGCGGCGCAGAAGGCGGAGCUUGAUGCCAGGGUGGAAGCUUUGGAGUCGGGGCUCGGGGCAGCUCUGGCGAAGAACCGGGAGUUGGAGGAUGCUUAUGGUAAGGUGGAGGCUCAGAAUGGUAAGCUUCGGAUGGAGGUUGAGAGGUUGGUGAUGGAGUUAGGUGCAUUGCCGGAGGAGAAAGAUAUGCAGCCAUUUCAUGCUGGGAAGGAAGAAAUAGUCUUGUUCAAGGAAUUGGAGGACCAUAAGAUGAAGGUGGAGGAGGUAACUCAAGACAACAACAAGGGAUUUGGGGAUGGUGAAAUGAUAGCAUGACCGUCCUGAGACCCGCGCGCGAGAUGGAUCCACUCUCUUGCGUAAAUUACUAAAGUUCUAAUAAAUUACUGAAUAAUUAAAUAAAUAAUUAAGUAAUGAUUGAAUCAUUAUGGUUUCCUUCUGCACUGCUGAACAGAUAAUUAUAACAAUUCUAUUUAAUAAUUAUUGUACUUGUGUUGUCUUUUUAUUGAAAAAUAUUGUCGUUUAUCCGUAA
Messenger RNA from Zea mays, 1206 nucleotides. RefSeq lists its product as uncharacterized. The coding region runs from base 144 to 992 and encodes 282 amino acids. NCBI's taxonomy places the organism in Eukaryota, Viridiplantae, Streptophyta, Magnoliopsida, Poales, Poaceae. The transcript is spliced from 2 exons. The record is from RefSeq and is a predicted model, not a curated record.